Sphenostylis stenocarpa is the source of this 2298-nucleotide messenger RNA. NCBI's taxonomy places the organism in Eukaryota, Viridiplantae, Streptophyta, Magnoliopsida, Fabales, Fabaceae. The record is from the annotation of a GenBank genome assembly.
AUGCUGUUAAAGCAUUCGUUGCUAACGCAUAGAUCCAACUUCAGAUUUUCCCGAGAAACUCGCAUUUUCCGGGGAAGAAACUCCACGAAUUCCUACAUGGCGCCUCCAAUCCUCUCCAUCGCCCUUCCCUCCGACACCGGUCGAGUUCUCAGCAUUCAAUCUCACACCGUUCAGGGGUAUGUUGGCAAUAAAUCAGCUGUCUUCCCCCUGCAACUACUGGGCUACGAUGUGGAUCCAAUUAAUUCCGUGCAGUUUUCAAACCAUACAGGAUAUCCGUCGUUUAAGGGCCAGGUUUUGAAUGGACAGCAACUCUGGGAGCUAAUAGAAGGCCUUGAAGGAAAUGAAUUGUUGUUCUAUACUCACUUGUUAACAGGUUAUAUCGGUUCAGAGUCUUUUCUAAACACUGUAUUGCAGGUCGUCAACAAACUUCGGUCAAUAAACCCAGGGCUUACAUAUGUAUGUGAUCCAGUGAUGGGUGAUGAAGGAAAGCUUUAUGUUCCCAAAGAGCUAGUCUCAGUCUAUCGUGAGAAGGUUGUUCCAGUAGCUUCAAUGUUGACCCCCAACCAGUUUGAGGCAGAACUACUGACAGGUUUCAGGAUUCAGUCAGAAGAACAUGGUCGAGAGGCCUGUAGGCUUCUCCAUGCAGCUGGGCCUUCAAAGGUCAUAAUUACAAGUAUAAAUAUUGACGGGAAUCUUCUUCUCAUUGGCAGUCAUCAAAAAGAAAAGGGAACAGGAGAUCUCAUGACUGCACUUCUUCUUGCAGUGCGUCGUGACUGGCUCCAAAAACGCUAUAGGGAGAUAGCAAAUAACAGCAGCUCAGCCAUCAUGCCCGCCAUUCAACCCGUCUUUGGGUCUGCUACAUUAAACUGUUCCGCAACAGCAGCUCCUGUAGCGGGCAGGACACCCUAUGAGACAAUCUUGAGGUUGCAGCAGAACUUGCAGUUUCAAGCUUGCAGUUUUGGAUUAGUAAACUAUCAUUCAGAUAAUGAACAGAUCAAGGUUCACCAAUAUGUGCAGGCAGUUUUGCACAGGACGCUCAGUGACUACAAAAGCGCGGGACAUGAUUCCGAGUCAACCAGUUUAGAGAUCAGAUUAAUUCAAAUUCUCCUCUCUCUUGCUGUGAUCAUGGGUUGCUGCUUUAGUGCUCCUCCAAAGAUCAAAGCCGAGAGCCCUCCACGUAAUGGUUUGAAUUCAUGGGAUGGUUGCAAAGAAGAUAAUGAUUUGAGUGGUUUAAGCGGCAAGGUGUCUUCAUCUAUGCUUGUAACUCCUCAGAGUGAGGUUGAGAUAUUGGAGGCCAGCAAUUUGAAGAACUUCGCAUUCAAUGAGCUAAGAACUGCUACCAGGAACUUUCGUCCAGAUAGUUUGGUGGGUGAAGGUGGCUUUGGUUGCGUGUUUAAAGGGUGGAUUGAUGAGCAGACACUUGCCCCUACUAAAGCAGGGACAGGAAUGGUCAUUGCUGUGAAGAGGCUUAACCAAGAAAGCAACCAGGGACACACUGAAUGGUUGACAGAAAUUAACUACCUGGGACAGCUGAGUCAUCCUAAUCUUGUGAAGCUAAUUGGUUACUCCUUAGAGGAUGAUCACCGGAUUCUGGUGUAUGAAUUUGUGGCCAAGGGUAGCUUGGAUAAUCACCUGUUUAGGAGGGCUUCUUACAUUCAACCACUCUCUUGGAACAUCCGUAUGAAGAUUGCUCUUGAUGCCGCUAAAGGUCUUGCAUUUCUUCACAGUGAUGAAGUAGAUGUAAUAUAUAGGGACUUCAAAACUUCUAAUAUCUUACUUGAUUCUAAUUAUAACGCAAAACUCUCUGAUUUUGGGUUGGCAAAAAAUGGACCAGAAGGUGAUAAGAGCCAUGUUUCUACAAGGGUAAUGGGCACCUUCGGCUACGCAGCUCCUGAGUAUAUUGCCACAGGUCACCUAACCAAAAAGAGUGACAUAUACAGUUUUGGAGUUGUUCUUCUGGAACUUAUGUCAGGAAAACGUGCACUGGAUAACAACAGGCCAAAUGGGGAACAUAAUUUAGUUGAAUGGGCCAAACCACUCCUCAUAAACAAACACAAGAUCUCCCAAGUCAUGGAUGCACGCAUAGAAGGCCAAUAUUCAAAGCAAGAAGCAAAGAGAAUAGCUCACAUUGCAAUUCAAUGCUUAUCGACAGAACAAAAAGUUAGACCAAACAUAGAUUAUGUGGUGAGAUCAUUGGAACAUCUUCAGGACUCCAUUGACACACAAGUAAAUGGCCAUUGCUCAAGCAGCAGUGGUACUCCUAAUCCAAGUUUGUCUCCUUCUCCUCUUCGUACAUAG